AUGACUUUUUGGGACGCACAUGAGUCAGUUGACAUCUCUGAGCUAGGAGGGGAGGCUAAUACCAGUGAACACCUCUUGCUCGGUGGUCGGACUUACGGACUUACUACCACGGUAGACAUCGGAGAUGAACUCGAAUCUUUGCUGAUCUUCGCUCCAAAAGCGUUUGGCAAUAAAGCAAAUGACCGUGCUUGCAAGGGUUCAUGGGGCUAUUUCACAGAUAUCACGCGGGUGCUAAGGUGCAAUUAUGCCGUGAGAGCGGCCACAAUAAGUGCGACUGAUGAUUUUUGA
Molecule: messenger RNA, 288 nt
Organism: Plasmopara halstedii
Lineage: Eukaryota; Oomycota; Peronosporomycetes; Peronosporales; Peronosporaceae
Exons: 3
Coding region: 1-288 (95 amino acids)
Source: RefSeq, a predicted model, not a curated record